Messenger RNA from Mya arenaria, 957 nucleotides. RefSeq lists its product as uncharacterized. The transcript is spliced from 2 exons. NCBI's taxonomy places the organism in Eukaryota, Metazoa, Mollusca, Bivalvia, Myida, Myidae. The coding region runs from base 115 to 570 and encodes 151 amino acids. The record is from RefSeq and is a predicted model, not a curated record.
GAAGAAACAUGUUACAGCGGCAUAUUGUAAGGCGUGAUGGGCGCUCGCGUAGUGGGUCCUCCCUAAAUCAGCUAUUGGAUAUCGUGUGACACCAUGGCAUUAGCUUAGAAUGCGAUGACUUCGUCUAUAAAACCGAAGGACGGUUUAUUCUUAAAAGAGUCCGCAUCGCUUGGUAAAGGAGUUAAUGACUACUGGUUGGAAGAAGGCAUCAUUAACGACUACCUUAAUGACUACAGUACAUUCAUUAACCUACAUGGAAUCAAGCGUUUGCUCAAGGAUGCCCAGGCCGUACCGGAAAUUUUGAAUAAAAUCUAUGAUUUGAACAAACAAAUACAGCCAGCUGAUAGCGGUACGGCUCUUAACUUCAAUGAUGUAAGGAGGCGGCAAAAACUUCACAAAAGAGUUGCGUUCGAUUCAAUAGCUCAUCAAGGUGGAUUGUCCGGACUGAGUUCAGCAUCGGGAAAGUCGCACAAAUUAGCAUUUACCUUUGAAAAUUUGUUGCCAUACCUUAUCAGUGAAAUGAGGAGAAACCACAGAGAUAUUGAAACCGACAGUGAUUUUGCACCGUGAUUGAAGCACAUGAACAUUCUCCAUGAACUGUUUUGUUCCGAUCUUUCUUUUUCAAAAUUUCUGUUGGUAUCCUAUGCUUUAUAUUCUUUAAUCAAUAGGCAUAUAUGCAUUGUAAUUAAUUGUUUAGCAUCACAUAUGAAAAUUAAGCUGACGAGAAAGUAGAAUAAAAAACAUUUUUGAACUAUAUGAGUAUGUGAAAUUGUUACAGCGGUUUAUCUGACCACGCAUUACCUUUCCAAAUUUGUUUUAAACAAACAAGCACGAUACCAAAUAUGCCAAAGUGAAUAAAAACAACAUGUUCUUUGAAGGGAUGUUUUAUGAUAAGCUUCAUGCAUCGCUUGCAAGAUUUGCGCUUUGAAAAAUGUCGCCGUUUCUAAGCAAGCCAUA